Anopheles nili is the source of this 1818-nucleotide messenger RNA. RefSeq lists its product as uncharacterized. Gene Ontology annotation, molecular function: GTPase activity; calcium channel regulator activity; GTP binding. NCBI's taxonomy places the organism in Eukaryota, Metazoa, Arthropoda, Insecta, Diptera, Culicidae. Bases 1 to 1818 code for a protein of 605 amino acids. Gene Ontology annotation, cellular component: plasma membrane. The record is from RefSeq and is a predicted model, not a curated record. The transcript is spliced from 10 exons.
AUGGAAGAAGGACAACCGCGAAAAACCCCAAACGGGCACGGUCAUCCGAGGCACCCGCGCGAUCUAAAGAAAACCCACGCCGACUCGUGGCCAAGCACAAACAAACGCACCUCGCUACCGGCCAGCCCGAAGAUCAUCAAAACCACCGAGGAUGACUCCAGUCUGGGGGAUGUCUUCGAGUACUGCCAGCAGACGUCCGUCACGACGCCGUCCACGGUGGAGAUCGAUUAUGAUGCGAUCAGUCCGCGGUUUGAGCGCAAGCGGUUCGAGUUCUGCUACCCAUCCGUAUCGAAGGAGGACUUCUCCAACAGCAUAUCAAUCGACACGCACGACAUCGACCGGAAGAAGAAGCGAAUUUAUCCCAGCAAAACCCCCGACAACUCGCUCGAGAAUGAAUCCAUCCUCGAUGGCUCGAUGGCGAGUUGCAGCUCACCGGGACAUAGUUCUUCGGCACGAGCCAAAUCACCUUCCCACUCGCCGAGACACUCUCGGCGGCAGCUAAACAGCGAGACCAUCAACAUAACCUCUAACCCCGGUUACCAGGUCCUUCGAAAUUCACAUUCCACACUCGAUCGCACGUGCUCAGACAGUGUGGUGUCGCUAACGUGCCGCAAAUCGACGAGCGAUCUCACGCAAACGAGCGAUUCCGGUAUGAUGGGUGGAAUGGGAGGACGGCACGGGCGGCGUCGAAGUAGCCACAAGGGUUUGGCUUUUCUGGCCAGUCGGAAAGGUUCACGGGAUUCGAUCAAGAGUGCCGCCUCGAAUACGUCCGUGUUUUCGAACGAAGAUAUCGGUCCGUUAGCGUUCCAGGCGUCGGCACGUGGCCGUCAACGGAGGACGUCGAAUUUUCUGGAGUUACCUGUGCCGGAUCAUGCAAGGCCGAGGGUUUGCUCGUUGCCGGAAAGACCGUACAACCCGCGGCAGAGUGAUGAUCUGUAUCGGUUGCGGCAUUUCUCGAUCAGCAAGGGUACGGUCGUGAAUUGUGGGGAUUCGAUUAUUUCGCGGCGAUCGAAGAGUAACACCAGCGUUAACUCCACGGCUAGUCGGGCCAGCGAACGAUCACCCUUCGAAGGAUCGUGCUGUGGAGGCGGCUACGCAACCGUAGACUCGCUGCCAUCCUCGCACGGUGAAGAUGACGACGAAAGUGAACCAAUACCGACCAGAUAUCGCGUCGUCAUGUUGGGCGACUCGGGCGUCGGCAAAACGGCCCUGGUUUCGCAGUUUAUGACCUCCGAGUACAUGCACACGUACGACGCCAGCCUCGAUCGCAAAGAUGAUGAGUUUGGGGAAAAGACCGUUAGCGUGCUGCUGGACGGCGAGGAGUCCGAGAUGAUAUUCAUCGACCAUCCGAACGUGGAAAUGAGCGUGGAAAAUUCACUCUCAACGUACGAACCGCACGCCUGCGUCGUCGUGUACUCCAUCGUCGAUCGGAACUCGUUCCGCGUGACGGAGGAAAUACUCAACUAUCUGUGGUCGGAGCACUACACGAAGGAGAAGGCGGUCAUUAUAGCGGCCAACAAAUCCGAUCUGGCUCGGGCACGAGUCAUAACCACGGCUGAAGGCAAACAGCUGGCAACGUCCCGGGAAGCUAAGUUCAUCGAAACGUCCAGCGGAAUUCAGCACAACGUUGACGAGCUGCUGGUGGGCGUGCUGAAGCAGAUACGCCUGAAGGAGCAGCGGGAAAAGCGCGCCAGUGCGACCAAUUUGCGCAACUCGCGCACGCAGAUGUCGCUGCACAUUGCGAAGGAAAUUUUGCACAAGAUCUGUCUCACCGACAUCACCAAAUCGAAGAGCUGUGAAAAUCUGCACGUGCUCUAA